Molecule: messenger RNA, 3186 nt
Organism: Diospyros lotus (date-plum)
Lineage: Eukaryota; Viridiplantae; Streptophyta; Magnoliopsida; Ericales; Ebenaceae
Product: formin-like protein 1
Exons: 4
Coding region: 226-3186 (986 amino acids)
Biological process (GO): actin cytoskeleton organization; actin nucleation
Molecular function (GO): actin filament binding
Source: RefSeq, a predicted model, not a curated record
CUGGAACAAACAGAGUUCAAACCACCGGAGAAGAAUCUAUUCUCUCUCUUUCUAAUCUCACUCGCUGCUUGCUUCAGCCUUUUUCACGCUUCUCCCAAUGCAGAUCUCUCUCUCUCUCUCUCUCUCUUCACCGACCAACGGCUGCUUCUUCUGCAUUUACUCCGCCGUAGCCCCACACGUGCUAUCUCUCUCCCUCUCUUCUCUAGAUAGGCCAUUCACGAAAAAAUGCUCGCCUUCUUCCCCGUCUCUACCGUUUUCUUCUUCUUCUUCCUCCUCAUCGUCUGUUUAUCGUGCGCACCCGUUUCCUUAUCCUCCACCGCCGCCAUUGCAGCCCACACCCGCCGGGAGCUCCACCAGCCAUUCUUCCCGCAGGAUUCUCCGCCGCCAUCCCCUCAACAUCCCGGCGGCGACGUUCCCUUUUGGAUUUUAACCCCCAACCAGCCCCCCUUUUUCCCGACCGUACCUUCGGCGCCUCCCCCGCAGCCUCCCUCCGCCGACACCUCCGUCCCUGCCCUCCCGCAAUCCCCCAAACGCAAAUCCGUCUCUUCUAAGCUUGUAGCCCUCGCAGUUUCCCUUUCCCUCUCCGCCGCGCUCCUCGUCGUCGUUUGUUUGUUUCUCCACCUCCGCCGCCGGAGUUUUACCGAUGGGAAGACGAGUAAUAGAUCGGAUGGCACUAACAGAGUGGUUCACGCUGAUGGCCUUCAGAGGCCGGGAAGAUCGCCUCCCGGUAGCCCCGAGUUUCUUUACGCGGGAAGCCUUGUCAAUUCUAAUGGUGGCGAAGUGAACUCGAGAAGGAAGUUAGAGUCGCCGGAGCUCCACCCACUGCCCUCGUUUUCUCUGCAGAGUUUCCGGCUGAAUUAUGCAAAUGCUGAUUUAGGCUCUGAGAACGAGGAAUUUUACUCCGUGAGAGGGUCUUCGGGUGGCCGCGAGAGCUCGGUUGGAACCGGAUCGGCCUCAAGGAGGGCGUUUGCCGGUGUAACAGCGGAGAAUUUUGAUGUCAAGAGUAGUGAAUCGAGUUCGUCUCUGUACUCAUCUUCGAAUUCUGGCUCCCCGGCCCGGUCAGCAUCGGCAAGCAUUUCUCCACAAGUAAGUUUGAGUCCAUUAAGCUCAAGGCCAAAAUCACCGGUAUCGGCGGCAGUUCAGACUGCUCCCCCGCCGCCGUCACGGCUUGUUCUGGCCCAAAAUGCUAAUGUGGAGAGUUCUCCGUCGCCGUCGCCGCCUUCUUCAUCAUCGCCAGAAAGAGAUUCAGAGACAAGCCUAGAGUCAUCCCCAAGGCUAUCAGAUGGGUCUAAUAAAAGUGCAAACUCUCCGAAUAAGACUUCUCGGUCGCCACCAAUGUCUUCUUUGUCCUCCUCAGAAACACGUUUGGAGACAACCCUAGAUUCGUCUCCUAGGGCAUCUAAUUUUUCGAAUCAAAAUCUAGUCUCCCUGGCAACAAUUAGCACAAGCAGGCUGAAUCAAUUGGUUAAUGAGAUGAAUUCUCGAUCUCCAUCACUGUCUUCAUGGUCCUCCCCGGAGAGACCCUUGGGGAAAACCCAGGAUUCAUCAACAAGAAUAUCCAAGGGUUCAAUUCCAAAUGCUGAAACUGUGUCUAGAAUCAAAAGUACUGUUCAGCAGCUGGCGCCAGCAGAUGUUGCACCACCACCUCCUCCGCCGCCGCGUCCUCCACCUCCUCCUCCUCCAAGAUACUGGGAAAGUGCAAUUUCAAUGCCAGCAGUCCGGCAGCCAAGUCUGAAAGCACCACUUCUUGUAAUACCUUCCAGACCUAUUGCUACUCAUAGGUCAACAUCAAUAUCUCCAGCUGAAUUGCCCUCCAGUUCUGAAAAAGCCGAGAAUAUCAAGGAUGCUCCAAAACCGAAGUUGAAGCAGCUGCACUGGGAUAAAGUCAGAGCAAGCUCUGAUAGUGAGACCGUGUGGGAUCAGCUAAGAUCCAGUUCCUUCAAAUUGAAUGAGGAGAUGAUUGAAACAUUGUUCGUUGAAAAGAAACCAAAUGCGAUCCCUAAGGAACCAUUUCGGCGUACCUUUCUUCUAUCACCAGUCCAGGGGAACAGGGUGCUAGAUCCGAAGAAGGCGCAAAACAUUGCAAUUUCACUAAGGGCACUGGAUGUAACCAUAGAGGAAGUUUGUGAAGCCCUUUCAGAAGGAAAUGCUGAUGUUCUUGGCAAUGAACGUCUUGAAAGUUUAUUGAAGAUGGCUCCCACCAAGGGGGAAGAACGGAAACUGAAAGAGUACAAAGAAAAUUCAGCACUGAUGCUUGGACCUGCAGAGAGAUUUCUGAGAGCAGUGCUUGACAUUCCUUUUGCAUUUGAAAGAGCUGAUGCAAUGCUCUACAUAGCUAAUUUUGGUUCUGAGGUUGAGUACCUCAAAAAGUCAUUUGAAACUCUGGAGGCAGCAUGUGACGAACUCAGGACCAGCAGGAUGUUCUUGAAGCUUCUGGAAGCUGUGCUGAAGACUGGGAACCACAUGAAUGUUGGGACCAACAGGGGUGAUGCCCAGGCUUUCAAGCUUGACACACUCCUCAAGCUAGUUGAUAUCAAGGGUGUGGAUGGCAAAACUACACUCUUGCAUUUUGUUGUGCAGGAAAUAAUAAGAAGCGAAGGAGCUCGUCUGUCUGGUGGCAACCAAGACGCCAAGUCAACUCUCGACGACGGUGCCAAGUGUAGGAAGCUGGGCCUACAAGUUGUUUCCGGUCUCAGUUCAGAGCUCACAAAUGUAAAGAAAGCUGCUGCAAUGGAUUCAGAUGUGCUUACCAGUGAUGUAGUGAAGCUUUCCAAAGGAAUUGGGAAAAUUGCAGAGGUUUUGAGAUUAAAUGAAGCGACGGGGUCAGAGGAAAGCGGCCAGAUAUUUUCAGAGUCCAUGAACAGGUUCCUGAAAAUAGCCGAGGAGCAGAUGAUAAGGAUUCAAGCCCAAGAGAGUGUUGCUCUUUCACUAGUGAAAGAGAUAACCGAGUACUUCCAUGGAAACUUGGCCAGGGAAGAAGCUCACCCCUUCAGAAUUUUCAUUGUGGUGAGGGACUUCCUGACAAUUCUCGAUCGCGUUUGCAGGGAAGUUGGAUUGUCCAACGAGCAGUCGACAGUCAGUUCGGCCCAUAAAUUCCCAGUUCCAGUUAAUCCAAUAAAGCAGCAGCCUGUCACUAGCGGAUUCCCUGUCAGGAGGCAGUACAGUUCCUGUGAUGAAGAAAGCUGA